This is a messenger RNA of Harmonia axyridis, 4738 nucleotides long. RefSeq lists its product as uncharacterized. Gene Ontology annotation, cellular component: cytoplasm. Lineage: Eukaryota; Metazoa; Arthropoda; Insecta; Coleoptera; Coccinellidae. The record is from RefSeq and is a predicted model, not a curated record. Gene Ontology annotation, biological process: vacuolar transport; cell morphogenesis; regulation of adenylate cyclase activity. Gene Ontology annotation, molecular function: RNA binding; adenylate cyclase binding; actin binding.
CUUAAAAUAGGUUAUAUUGAUGUUAGAAAAGGUUCUGAUCUGAUACAGGAACUGUAUAUAAGUACAAUAUUAUAAAAAAUGGAAUCAGAAGCAGCCAUUAUCGAAAACGAGGAAAAGGCAGGCGAAUCUAAAGAAAUAACAAAUCCCGAUGAUCCUUUUGCCUACUUAAAUCGUCAUUUUUCGAAUGAACAGUUCAAAAUAGUCUUGAGAAAUUUACCUGCUUAUUAUGGAAUAAGUGAAUUCAAGAAGUUACUGAAUGAUAAGCUCAAACUUAAUUCAAGAAAAAUUAAACAAGGCAAUAGAAAUGCACGUAAUGCCUUCAUAUGUUUUCGAAAUGAGGAAGAAAGGGAGAAUGCUAUUAAAGUUUUGACUGGUUACAGUUGGAAGGGGAAAAUCCUUGAAGUUACGAAAGCUAAACCAUCUGCGGACCCAUUUGUACUCAAGAGAAGUCAAGAUCAUGACGACAGAGAUGGUAAAUCAAAAAGAGUUAAACGAGAAAAUUCAACUGAGAAUAGAACACCUGCAGAAAGGGUCAAGGAAUCUACCAUUCCUCUUGCAGAUAUGCCUUAUCCUGAACAACUGAAGCUGAAGGAAGAAAAUAUAAGAGUAAUUAUUGAAAAAUUAGGUAAGGAGCUGUUACAUUCAAGCCCAGAAUUAAGACUGUGGAUUACUAAACAGAAGCUGGCUAAUAACGGUUUGAUUUGUCCUGUUGAACCAAUUAAAUAUGCUGAUAAAAUUGAUGGAUAUAGAAAUAAAUGCGACUUUUCUUUUGGUAUCGAUGACGAAACUAAACUACCAGUAGUAGGUUUCAGAUUGUCAAGCUACGCACAUGGUAGUAUUAGUGUGGGUCCAGUUGAAAACCUUAGGCACAUUCCCAAUGAAAUGAAGACAGUUUGUAAGAUUUUUGAAAAAUUUGUCCAACAAUCAAAAUUGGAAGUUUUCAAUGCUGAAAUACAGUGUGGACACUUCAGACAACUCACAGUACGAUUAGCAGAAAAGCAAUUGAUGAUUAUUGUAGGAAUUCAUCCUCAAAAUUUAUCAGAGGAUGAACUGAAAAAUUUCAAGACAGAUUUAGUUGAAUAUUUCUCGAAUGGACCAGGAAAAGAAGCGGAAGUAACAUCUUUAUAUUACGAAACUAUAGUAAAGAAAACCUGCCAAAAUGAUUACUUUCCACCCGAACAUCUAUGGGGUGCCACACACAAUUACGAGAAUAUUCUUGGACUCAAAUUCAAGAUUUCACCAGAGGCCUUUUUUCAAAUCAACUCUCAAGCGGUAGAAAAAUUGUAUGAAACAGCAAUAUCCCUGGCGGAACCCACUGAAAAAAGCACGGUAUUAGAUGUUUGUUGUGGUACAGGUACCAUAGGAUUGUGUUUUGCCAAGCACUGCGGGCAAGUCUUGGGUCUAGAAAUCAUAGCGAAAGCCAUAGCAGACGCUAAGGAGAAUGCUGUUUUAAACGAAAUUCAAAAUGCAAGUUUUUUUGUUGGAAAAGCUGAGGAAAUGUUAGGAUCUACAUGUUAUAAAUCUAAAAAUGAUGAUAUAAUCGCGGUUUUAGAUCCCCCAAGAGCAGGCCUACGUAAGUAACAUUAGUAGAGAUACACCGUUGUUCAAUACUUACCUACUUUUUAUUUUGUUUCAGAUCAAAAAGCGGUCUUGCAGUUGAGAAAAGUGAAGAAAAUCAAGCGAUUGAUCUACGUUUCUUGUAACCCUGAAGCUGCUCGGAAAAAUUUCUUCGACCUGGGAAGACCGGAAUCUAAAACGCUACAGGGUGAACCAUUUGUUCCUAUAAGAGCAGUACCCGUAGAUAUGUUCCCACACACUAAACACUGUGAACUUGUCAUUCUCUUUGAAAGAUUUGAUGUUGUUCGGAGCAGAGAAGAGAAGCUGAAGAAAGACAUGGAAGAAGCAAAAAUAAAUGAAACAGUAGAAGCGGUAGAGCAAAAGAUGGAUUUCGAAGAAGAACAAAAGAGCGAGAAGAAAAUAAAAGAAGAGAAAAGGGAAGAAUUAGGUGUGGAAAAUGUGCAAAUGAUGGAUGACGAAGAAGAACAAAAGAGCGAGAAGAAAAUAAAAGAAGAGAAAAAGGAAGAAUUAGAUGUGAAUAAUGUAGAACCCAACCCAGAAAGUAUGGAACAACUAAAGCAACAAAGAGAUAAAUUGAAACAGUAUCAAAGGCGAAUAGAGAUAGCUUUAAAUUUAGAUAGGGAGUUAGCUAAAAGUCUUAUAGCUAAGGGUCAAAAAGAUCGAGCAAAGCUUUUACUUAAAAAGAAGAGGUUUCAAGAACAGCUACUUAUCAAAACAGAUGGACAACUCCAAAACUUAGAACAACUGACACAUGAUAUUGAGUUUGCCCAGAUAGAGUUGCAAGUGGUUGAGGGUUUAAAAAUAGGUAGUGAAGCUCUUAAGAAAGUUAAUGAUGCAUUGAAUAUAGCCGACAUCGAAAAAAUAAUGGAUGAUACUCGAGAAGGGAUGGAAAAACAACAGGAAAUAAGCGCUAUUAUCAGUGGUAACUUAACUGAAGAAGAUGAAGAGGCUGUGGAUGAAGAGUUUGCUGCAAUUUUGAGUGAACAAAUGCCGGAGGUACCAGAAGUUGCUGUGACUGUAGAACCUUCUUUGCCAGAAGUACCUACUGAACCAAUUGAAGAUUCUAUCAAAACUAAGAAGAAAAAGUUGGAGGAACCCAUUGCUCUGGAAAAGAAAUUAGUGAGUUCUGGUGGAAGUUUCGAUUUUCUCAAAAUGAGCGUUCAGGGUUUUUUGGAUAUAGUGCAGGGCCCUUUGGCUCAGUAUUUGAGCGUCUCAGCAAGCAUCGGGGGUGACGUUGCCCAACAUAGUUUAUUAGUAAAAAAAGCAUUCGAUGCUCAAACAGAAUUCUUGAAAACCGCUAGUCAGAGCAGCCAACCAGGUCAAAACGAACUGGUCCAAUUUUUGAAGCCAACAAGUGUGGAAAUCGAGAGCAUACAGCAAUUCAGGGAGAAAAAUAGAACAUCCCAAUUCUUCAACCACCUUUCUGCUAUAAGUGAGAGUAUCCCAGCUCUAGGAUGGGUCACAGUGAGUCCUGCCCCAGCUCCUUACGUAAAGGAAAUGAACGAUGCUGGUCAGUUUUACACCAACAGGGUUCUGAAAGAUUGGAAGGAGAAGGAUAAGAAACAUGUUGACUGGGCAAGGUCUUGGAUUCUAACACUUACGGAACUUCAAGCUUUUGUCAAACAGCACCAUACCACAGGGUUGGUCUGGGCCAAGAAGGGAGGAGCUCCAGCAGCACCUCCACCACCUCCGCCACCAGUUGUGGACCUAACAGCAGGGGGAGAUACUAAUCUAGAUAGAUCUGCGCUGUUCGCCGAAAUUAACCAAGGUGCAGAUAUCACUAAAAGUCUGAAAAAGGUAUCCUCAGAUAUGCAAACACACAAGAACCCUGGCUUACGUCAAGGUCCUGCACCUUUUAAACCUGUCUCCAAACCCUUGAGUUAUGGAAACAGCGCCGCCCCUGCUGUUGAAAAACCACCAAACUUCACCAAGGAUGGGAAGAAAUGGCUGAUUGAAUACCAGAAGGGCAAACAUGACUUGGUUGUUGAAGGAGUCGAAAUGAACAAUGUUGUGUACAUGUUCAAAUGUACAGAUUCGACUGUAACCGUCAAAGGAAAGAUCAAUUCUAUCGUUUUGGAUUCCUGCAAGAAAUCCUCCAUUGUCUUUGACAAUUUGGUAUCAUCUGUGGAAUUCAUUAAUUGCCAAUCGGUCCAGAUGCAAGUCUUGGGUAAAGUACCAACCAUAUCCAUUGACAAAACAGAUGGCUGCCAAAUCUACCUAAGUCAAGAGUCAUUAAAUGUGGAGAUAGUGAGUUCGAAAUCGUCCGAGAUGAAUGUGAUGGUUCCUAAAGCAAACGGAGACUACUCAGAAUAUCCAGUUCCGGAACAAUAUAAAACCACUGUCGUACCCGGCAAAGGUUUGAAUACGAUCAUUGUCGAAAACAAAGGCUAAGUGUUUUAAAAACAGUUUUUAUAGAUAUUUGAGCAAUUUUUUAUGAAACGUAGAUUUAAAAGAAACACUUUGGCGUCUUGAGAAGGAAAAGUGUUAUUACAAUUGAUUCUGAUGCUUUUCUUUAAACUUAGCAUGUGAAGGGUUUUAAACAUUUUAGAAAACUUCAACCAGGGAUUUUAUUGUGUAUUAACGAGUCUUCCAAACCUAAAUAUGCGAAAUGACUGAUGUGUACUUUCUAUUUUAUUUUAUAAACUACCUCAAUUUUUUACAGACGAAGAAAUCACUUCAAUAUUUCCUCUUUAAUUGUUAUUUUGAAAGAAUUGGUUUAAUAUUAUUACUCAAAAAAAUAUUUAGAAUCGAGAAGAAAAUAUCGACCUGGUUAAAGUUUUCACCGCGCUUUUGUAUAUUUAUACAUUGAAUGUAAUGGAAUGUUCUUGAUGGAUAUAGGGAACCUUUGUUACUUAUAUUAAAAAAAUUGCAAUAAUAAAAUUAAUUUUAAAUCUUUGCUUGUCUUGAUUUGUUCAGAUAUUGAAAUUCUAGUCAAUCUAAAAAAAUGUACUAGAUUUUAUUAAAUAACAGUAUUUUCACUAACAUAUCCUUUGAAUUGAUUGAAACAAUUUUUUUUCUUUGGAUUUGUGUUCUAAAACGCGACUAGUUAAUUUUUCUGUUUAGAAUAUAUGCGAACAAAUAGCUUCAAAAAUUUUUUCCUAUGUAUUUUUUAUUAUUUAUUGAAUAUGAUUUCUUUAAAAUAAAUAUAGGUAAAUAGUAA